Aspergillus tanneri is the source of this 6066-nucleotide messenger RNA. Its product is annotated as MYB DNA-binding domain protein. The record is from RefSeq and is a predicted model, not a curated record. Lineage: Eukaryota; Fungi; Ascomycota; Eurotiomycetes; Eurotiales; Aspergillaceae. The transcript is spliced from 2 exons. Gene Ontology annotation, cellular component: Set3 complex. Gene Ontology annotation, biological process: regulation of transcription by RNA polymerase II. Bases 1 to 6066 code for a protein of 2021 amino acids.
AUGUCUUCGCGAUAUCCCCCAUCGUCUGGGUUCAAUUCCCGUGACCGUUCUCCGCAGCGCUUUGGUGAUCGUCGGCCUCCUGCUGGACCUCGUGGCUCUGAUGAUGUAGGAUUGCCUCCCCUGGGUAGGGAGCCGCCUCGGGGCCCCAAGGCUUUGAUCGACCACCCUCGAGGCGCUCCCUUUGGGGGUCGAGGCCGAGGAUAUCCGGGUCGCGGCGACUUUCGAGAUCGAGACCGUGAUUUGCGAGACCGAGACCGAGACCGAGACCGAGACCGAGACCGUGAUUUUAGAGACAUCCGUGAUGGUCCGCCCCCUUUUCGCCGCGACCUUGAUCGGGAUUGGGGUCGUCGCGAUCGAGAUUUUGACCCCAGGGAGCCACGAAUCAGCUUCGGUCGCGGCCGCUCCCGCUCCCCUCCCCCGCCUCGUGACUUUCGAGAUAUGAGAGAACCAUUGGGACGGGAUCCUGAUCUAGUCCGCAUGCGACGGGGCUCCAGAGACAGUCUCCUGUCAGUAUCAUCUGCGGCUCCUGAUGUUCCACCCUCUGGGCCGGUUCACCACCCUCGUAGCGGUCCUAUCCGGGGUCGGGGUCGAGGAGAUUGGGAUAUUGGACGUGGCCGAGGUCGUGUCCCAUAUCUGGAUGACCGUGAUUCUUUCCGGCGUCGGAGUCGCUCUCGAGACGGGAGGUGGGAUCGCGAACGUGACCGCGACCGUGACCGUGACCGAGAUCGGGAUCGCGAGCGUGACCGGGACCGGGACAGGGACCGAGACCGCGAGAGAGAACGUAUUCUGGAACGGGACAGGGACCGCGACCGUGAUCGGGACAUUGAUCGACGCGAUCGUGAAAGAGACCGCGAUUUGGACCGUCGUGAUAGAUUUGAUCGUCGCGAAGAAUUGGACCGACGAGUCGAACGUGAUGAUCGUGAUCGGCCGCCAAUAGACCACUGGAAGAGAGAUCGACCUCCUAGUCGCAAUGAGAACCGUAUCCCAAGCACUUCGACCGUAUCGUCCGUUCCUCCAGUAGCGCCUACCGGGCCUCCAGCCCCCAAUCGGGCUCCGGACCUUACAGGCACGGAACAACCCCGCAAGCUAUCUGCAACAGAAACUCGCCGCGAGCCCGAACGGACUGAGGCCCCUGCUCCACGCGUGGAGCUCGCCAAAGACUUCCCCCUGGCUGCCAAUCAAUCUCCUCCUCCAGCGGCCCCGCAGGUUCCAGCUUUUGGCUCAGUUAUGGCUCCUAUCCCCGACUUGUCCGCCGAUAAGACGCUACUUGACCAUGCUGCUGCUGCACCAGCGUCACUCUCCAAGACAGAGAAAGAGCAAGAUGAAGUUACCUCGCAAGGUCCAAUCCAACCUCCGACGGGUCCUAAGGCUAGUCGGGGUCCUUCCCAACAGCCAUUGGAACAACGGAUCCGACCUGAAGAAAUUCUGGAUAUCUCAAGUAAACACCAUGAGCCACCACCACGAACAUCGAAACCCCACAUCACGGCAUUUGCCAAUGGCCCGAAAGAGCGGGAUGCCUUACCAGCAAUUGCACCGCGCGCAAUGGCCAGCCAAGAAGCUAGAGAAACGUCUCCGGCAUUCGCUGCGGAAAAUAGUAAAAGAUUGCCGUCUGCUAGCCCUGUAACGUCACCUAAUUCGAAGACAUCCCCUCGCACACAAUCCUCGACCAUUCCUACCGGCCCACGAGCACUUCAGCAGCGACCAUCAAUUUCCCGCGUGCCAUCUAAGGGUAACAAACAAUGGGUCCGUCCUGGUUAUAGUCGUCCUGGGCCAGGCCCUAGCUCUAAUGCACUACAGGACCGGGAGCCUAUAGAUGGAAAGGAACAGACUCUAUCCUUCGGUGAAGAUUUCAAGCGAGAGCCACGGAUGUCAGUCGUCGGAAAUUCGCAGGACCUUGAAGCUGGGGAAAUUGCACCCGAAAUAGAUUUGGUACCCUCAAAAACUGUUCCUUCUCCGGCAUCACAUAAGCAGUUGAAGGCUCAUGAUGCAAGCCCUAACCGGACCUCUGCAGAUGCUAUAAUGCUGAAGGAAGCCCCUCUGGAAAAUAAAACGAAUAUAGUCAUUCCGGAUUUCGGUCGAUCUAGUGAUGAAGAUGAGGACGAAAAAAUCGUUUUCACGCAGGAGUAUCUUGAGGAGCGAAGGCGGAUCUUUGAGAAAAACAUGAAAGCGCUACAGGCAGACCUUCCUCCGACUCCUUUGGAAGACCCGAGUGUCGUAGCGUUACUAACGCGAAUUCAGCUAUUGGGGAUGAUUGCCAACGACAUGGUUCCUCAGAAGGCCAUGGCUCACUCUGCUCCGUUAGAAAAGCCUAAUGUACUAGACAGUGAACAAUCCGCUUCUCUCGCGGAAUAUAAGCCGGAGAAGGAAAUUGAAAAGAAAGAGCUCUCUUCGAAGAUGAUCUUGGAUUCACUGCCUGCAGCCGACACUCUGACACUCGACAAUCUACCAUUUUUGCAUUCUGGUCCACCGACACCACUUUCCGACCUUGAUUUAUGUCAAGAGAAUGAUGCUUCGCACGAGUCCCUCAAGGAUGUUUUCCGUGCCGAAUUAAUGAAACGACAGAAGGAGAUAGCUUGGAAAAACGCUUUGUUGCGGGAGGAGUAUUUAUCUCACUACAAACUAUGGAGACUGAAUGUUUUCGAGCUGGAUCAUGCGAAGGAUAAGCAGUCGACCACACCGGCCCCAGCGACGCCGCCUGGCUCAUCUGCUGUGGCGACCCCAACUACCGCUGCUGAAGCAAGGAGAUUCAAGGGUAAUAGUGAGCUUGACUUCCAAAAUGCACUUCGCGCAUCGGAGAUUUCAGCGCAGGAGGAGCUAGAGCGACGUCGUGGAAAUAAGGCCACCGCCCAGCCAGAUCUUUCUCGGGAGGCGGUUAUCCCGGAUAUGCUCGAACUUCAGGUAGCCAAAGCAUCCAUCUACAAAGAUACUAAUAAUAUUGUCGAGCCUAUUCGGGCUAGGGACAUCUUUGGGUUUUUACCACCAUCCAAUGAUUUCACUCCUGAGGAGCACGAAAUCUUCACCGACGCUUUCAUGGCUCAUCCCAAGAAGUGGGGAAAGAUUGCCGAAUCAUUGCCUGGUAGAGACUUCAAGCAGUGCAUCGUUCAUUACUAUCUUACUAAAGAGGAAAUCAAAUACAAGGCGAAGCUUAACAAACGAUGGAGUCGCCGCGGCCGUGCCAGAAGAUCUGCUCGCCCUAAGUCCAAUGCGCUUAUGGCUGACUUGGGAGUAGUGAAGCCAGAUUAUGAAGGCGAGGAAGAGCCUGCUCCAGUCACGGACACUGGCCGACCCAGGCGUGCAGCUGCGCCAACAUUUGGAGACUCCUCUGCCGAUACGGAGCCUUCCAACUCCAACCGUCGCGGAAACGCGGCUAAAGAGGGAGAGCAAGGAGAGAAGCCAACUAAUCGACGAGGCCGUACUGCUGCUGGACCGCGAGGUCGAAGGGGAAAGACCGCUCAACAACAGCAACAACAAACCCCACAGCCUGUACAGCCAGAGCAAACAAACCCAAUCGCCACGAUAGCAUCACUCACCCCUCCUGUGGCGCCUGUCCCGAAGACAGAAGUGCCCGAAGCGUUCAUGGAUGGGACAAAUGAGGCUGGGAUUGUACGGACUAGAGAACCGAUGGAGCGAGAGCCCCAUGAAACACUCCCGCGCGCGAAGUCUGGCCGAGGCCGACAGAAGGAGGGCGUAUAUGUCUUUGAAUCAGCGGAACAAGAAGUGCCGACGACCACUAGACAGCCAGAGGUGGGCUACGGAUCAUUGCAACCUACCAGCUACUGGUCUGUUCCAGAACAGCGUGAUUUCCCGCUCUUGUUGGCACACUUUGGCCGUGAUUUCGAGGGUAUUUCCAAUUUCAUGAAGACGAAGACAACAGUUAUGGUUAAAAACUACUUCCAACGUCGCAUUGACUCGGGUCAGAAAGACUUUGAGGAUAUCGUUGCAGAUGCAGAGCAAAAAAAGGCUCGUGCCGAACCUACAGGUCCUUUGCCUAUGCCCAAUGUUGCAUCCAAACGGCGUUAUGAGGCCACACCGUCCUCCAUAAUAUUGCCUCGACCCCUAGCACCACAUACUGAUGCAGCCCCCGAAACCGAUGAAGGCCGGCUUGGUUCCAAAGGCAAACACGCUAUUUCAUCGAUGUCAGCACAGCCAGUACCUCUACAAGCUCGCCCACCCGAAAAGGAACGCAGUAUUCCUAGAUACCCGCCUCUUGCACAAGCAGGCAGCAUCUCCAUGGGAUCUGGGCCUAUUUUCGCCGAGGACGCCGCACGAGCCGUUCGCCCGCAAGCUGGCAUGUCGUCACGAAUCCAAGGUCCACGAGUGGGGUAUUUUGCCGAUGACAGGCGUGAGGUUCAAUCUACUGCAGUGCCGCAUACCGCGACUAGACCCCAAGAGACGCCGAUGACUCGCCAGACGCCUGUGUCUGCUCCUGAGAUAGCGCAUAUAGAGUCAGUGCAUACCCAGGGAUAUCGAACAUCCCAUAUCGAUCCUCAUGGGUCACCUCUCAUCACAACACAUGGUGCGGUGCCUGCAUCGCAAGCGACGUACAUGCAAUCUCAGCCACAGCCUGCACUUGUACCAGUGACAUCUCAUUCUCGUCAUUCCAGCCUCACGAAGCCCCCUAGCUCCCCAGUGCAGUCUCUGCAGAGACAAGAACCGGAAAUAUCCCCUGUGCGGCACGACCCUGUCAGCCAAAGGCCAUAUUUUGCCGCCCCAAAUCAGCAUACGGGUAUGGCUCAGCCACCGCCAGUCUUGUCUCCUCCUAAAGAUAUUUCUCGCCUCGGACCUACUCCCCCGGAACCGGCAGAGGCACCACGACAGGUACCGGCUAAGAGGUCUAACAUUGCGAGCCUUCUCAAUGAUGAACCUGAAGAGCCUCAACCCCGUAAAAGGUUCGCCAGCGACCAGUCCUCGUUAAACACUGCUAGAAAUACCACAUCACCCUCACGACCUGUUUACACCGGCAUGCAGUCCCUUUCUCAGCAGACAGCUGCGACCCGCCAAGAGGAAUCGGUUCUGUCGGCAACCCAACAAAACCCUCCGAUCUAUGCUCAACAAAGCCCGUACCUGCCGCCGUCCCGCACAUAUUCCGAGUAUCAAACCUACUCAUCCGUUCCAGGCAGUUCGAAUGGGCCUGCAAAUAACGACUGGAUGGCCCGAUUUGACCCAAGGGGUCAACAACAGUCGCAGCAACCGGCCCCUCAUCAGCAGGCAAAUAGCCGACCACCCACAACGCUCACAUCUCAACCUCCAUUCUCGCCUUAUCCUUCAGGUCAGGCAUUGUCUAGCCACUCUCUGCCGAAUCUCACUGCGCCUUCACCUGCACCGACGCCGUCCCCGGCCCCUUCUCAACGUCCUUCAUAUCCGUCGGUCUAUGCGCCAUCACCAGGACCCCACACGCAGACUGGGGCCACUGGUACUCGUGAUCUAGCUACACCAAACCAAAUGCUACGUCCGAAUAUUGGGUCGCCGACUCCCCGUAACAACAGUGCUUCAUAUGGAACACGGCAGGGCCCCUCGACGCCAAUCCAAUCGCCUGCCAGUCUGCUUGGUAUAACAUCCCGACAAGUUUCUGGACCGACAUCUUAUUCGUCUUCAGCACCGGCAGCACCAGCACCGAUGAACAUGUCAAGUCAGCAACAACAUAGUGGUCACCAAACUUACCAACAGCAUGUACAGACGCUGGUUAGUGGAGCGCAUCAACAGCAAGCCCAUCGGAAUGCCCUUGGAUUUUCAGGUGGACAGUACGGCCACAAUACUCCUCCGCCGCAAGCUCAAUCGUCCCGAGUAGCGGGUUUACCCGGACCUCCUCAGCCAAUGACCAUGAGUCGUUCGUACACACCUCCAGCAAUAUUGCAACCGAACCCAUCGGGCGGAUUGAGCUAUGCCCCCGGCGGCCCGUCCCCGGCAGUUGGGCCCGUCCUCCCCCUUUCGCGGCCCGGGCCUGGCCAAUUAAAUGAAGUCGGAUCUGGUGCGCAUGGAACUCCUGGCCAUCAUCGAGGUUAUAGCCAGGGGUCGAAUGCUGGAUCUCUCCCUGGACCGAUGACACCACAGCACCCCCCUCGAUAG